AUGGCGAAAGGACUGUACUCGAGUGAUAUCCAGCCUAAAAGCGUCAAGUUCGCGAUUGGACUAGAUCGUGGCGGAACAUUUACAGAUGUUUGGGCAUCAGUUCCGGGUCAGAGUGAUGUGGUGUUGAAACUGCUGUCAGUGGACCCCGGCAAUUAUGACGACGCACCGGCAGAGGGCAUCCGACGUGUCUUGGAAAUGGUGUCUGGCACAGCUAUUCCUCGCCGGUUUCCUAUUCCCAAGGAUCUCAUCCGCUCCAUUCGAAUGGGCACUACCGUGGCCACGAACGCUUUACUGGAGCGUAAAGGAACUCGGCAUGCAUUCGUUGUGAAUCAGGGCUUCCGCGACCUCCUCGAUAUUGGUUAUCAGUCCAGGCCGAAGCUCUUCGACCUUGGGAUCCGCAAGCCAGAGCUUCUAUACGAUGAAGUUGUCGAAAUUUUUGAACGCCUGACUGUGGAAGCUUACGAUGAGGAUGCCUUUAAGAGCAGUCGCACUCAGCCCAAAGAGUCCCCUGGACUCUUCGUUAGGGGGAUGACCGGCGACUUGCUUCGUGUAGUCCGGCCCCUCGACGAGGACGAGGUCCGGCAGAAAAUGCUGAAGAUUAAGUCUAGGGGCAUCGAGACGCUGGCAAUCUGCCUUGCACACUCUUACAUGUACCCAGCCCACGAGGACAGAGUUGCAGAGAUUGCAAGUGAGCUCGGUUUUGGCCAUAUUUCCACAUCGUCGAGCGUCGGCGCAAACAUGAUCAAGAUGAUCUCUCGUGGCAGCUCAUCUUCGGCAGAUGCGUACCUGACUCCGGAAAUUGUGCGGUAUGUCGAAGGCUUUGCGAAGCAGUUUCAAGAUGGCAACCUCGAUGACAUCUCGUGCGAGUUCAUGCAGAGCGACGGUGGCCUAGUCAGUCACAAAGCCUUCAGUGGGCUGCGUGGUAUCUUGAGUGGUCCCGCUGGCGGUGUUGUCGGUUAUGCUAGAACGUCUUACGACGGGGAGUCCCCUAUCGUGGGCUUUGAUAUGGGUGGUACAUCAACAGAUGUCAGUCGGUACGGUGGUGCUCUAGAGCAUGUCUUUGAGUCCACUACGGCUGGCGUUUCUAUCCAAAGUCCCCAACUAGACAUCAAUACCGUUGCCGCUGGUGGUGGAAGCAUGCUCUUUUGGCGAGGUGGCCUGUUUAAGGUUGGGCCAGAAAGUGCAGGUGCUCAACCUGGUCCUGCUUCAUACAGGAAGGGCGGUCCUCUGACAGUGACUGAUGCAAAUCUAUUUCUCGGUCGACUCAUUCCGAGUUACUUCCCUGCGAUCUUCGGCCCGGACGAGAACCUACCUCUUGAUUCCGAUAUCGUAGCAACGAAAUUUGAAGAGCUCACCAAGAAGAUCAAUGCUGACACUGGCCGCUCCAUGACGCCACAUGAAGUUGCGAUAGGCUUCAUCGACGUUGCCAACGAGUCUAUGUGCCGGCCGAUCCGUGCUUUGACUGAAGCCCGCGGCUUUGUAACUGCCGACCACAACCUGGCUACUUUUGGUGGCGCUGGUGGUCAACAUGCCUGCGAAAUUGCUGAAAAGCUUGGAAUCGGACGCAUAGUCAUCCACAAGUAUUCGAGCAUCCUGUCAGCAUAUGGCAUGGCACUUGCCGAGGUGGUGCAAGAAGCUCAAGAGCCCAGUUCUGAGAUGCUAGCAGGGGAGUCUCUGCCGAGGUUGAACGCUAGGUUGUCUUUCCUCAAGGACAAAGCCACCGGUGGUCUUUUAGCACAGAAUAUCGAGCAAUCAGCAAUCGAAUACGAAUCGUAUCUUAAUAUGAGAUACAAUGGUACGGACACGAACUUCAUGAUUUUGGAACCAGAUGACGGAGACUGGUUGGCGGCUCUUGAGCGGGAGCACCUACGGGAGCUAUCCUUCACAUUUCCCAGAACAAGAAAGGUUCACGUUGACGACAUUCGCGUCCGAGGAGUUGGAAAAGCGGACGAUUCCAGCAGUGAUAAUGCAUGCUUGGUUGAAGAGCUUGUAUCGCUGUCUUUCAAGGGUGCCCCGGAGGUUGAAAAUGGCCUCACGGAUGCCUUCUUCACCACUGGAGGACUCCAGUCUACCAAGAUCAUCCAGCUCAGCAGUCUGCAACCUGGUGCUGUGAUUAUGGGUCCAGCAAUUGUCAUUGAUAACACCCAAACCAUCGUUGUCGUCCCCGGAGCCGAAGCAAAGAUCCUGACCUCGCACGUAGUGAUCGAUCUCGUCGAAAAUACUAGCAAGAGCGAUGCAGUACAGACCAAGGAGCUGAUUGUUGACCCAGUGAAAUUGAGUAUUUUCGGACAUCGAUUCAUGAGCAUCGCGGAGCAGAUGGGACGCACGCUGCAAAAAACAAGUAUCUCGCUCAACAUCAAGGAGCGAUUGGACUUUUCGUGUGCUAUCUUCAGUCCAGUAGGUGACCUGGUUGCAAAUGCUCCGCAUGUACCAGUGCAUUUGGGCAGCAUGAGCUAUGCGGUCAAGUAUCAGCAUGAGUUGCAUCGCGGUAAUCUCCGUCCUGGUGAUGUGCUGGUUUCAAAUCACCCCGAAGCUGGAGGAACCCAUCUCCCAGAUAUCACGGUGAUAACCCCAGUGUUCGACGAGGAUGGCAAGACGAUAUGUUUCUACACCGCAUCCAGGGGUCAUCAUUUGGACAUUGGUGGAUCAAAGGGGAACUCGAUGCCUCCCGACUCUACAGAACUUUGGCAAGAAGGUGCUGCAAUCAAGUCUUUCUUCCUGAUACGCGACGGCAAGUUCGACGAACAUGGCAUUGUCAAGAUCCUCCUUGACCCUGGACUCUUCCCGGGUUGCAGCGGCUCUCGACGUCUGCCAGACAACCUCUCGGACCUAAAGGCCCAAGUCGCAGCAAACACAAAGGGAAGUGUUCUCAUUAGAGCACUCAUGGACGAGUUUGGGAGGUCCGUGGUGCACUUUUAUAUGGCGAAGAUCCAAGAGAACGCCGAGGUCUCCGUCCGAAGAUUCCUUUCGUCCGCAUACAGACGCUUCGGCUCGAAGCCGCUGAAGGCUGUCGAUUACCUUGACAAUGGCUCACGGAUGCAAGUGUCCAUCACCAUUGAUGAAGCCGGCUUUGGUACCUUCGAUUUCACCGGCACGUCUUGCGAGAUGCUAUCCAAUAUGAACGCGCCGCCUGCGAUCACUUACUCGGCUCUGAUUUACACUCUUCGGUUGCUAAUCGGAUCCGACAUCCCGCUGAAUCAAGGUUGCCUUGCACCUACCAAGGUAAUUCUUCCAAAGAACACUUUCCUGAAUCCUGGACCACAGUCGGCCGUCUGUUGCGGGAACACCCUCACUUCGCAACGACUCGUCGAUCUACUUCUCAAGGCAUUCAGAGCAGCUGCCGGAUCGCAGGGGUGCAUGAAUUGUUUCGGGUUCUUUGGCAACUCUGUUGAUCCUGCAGCCUCCUCGGAGGAUUCUAAGGACGACAACUCCGAAGGCUUCGGCUUCGGCUAUGGUGAAACCAUUUGUGGGGGUGAGGGCGCGGGUCCAAAUUGGCACGGCGCCUCCGGCGUCCAGAUUCACAUGACCAACACCCGAACGACGGACAUUGAGAUUAUUGAGAAGCGUUACCCGGUUCUUAUCCGCGAGUUCUCUAUCCGAAAAGAUAGUGGGGGGGAUGGAAUGUUCCGGGGAGGCUGUGGAAUCGUGCGGGACUUCGAGUGUCGGGCUCCUCUGACGUACGGCAUUAUCUCUGAGCGCCGUGUGCACCAGCCGUACGGGAUGAUGGGCGGGGAGAAUGGAGAGUCUGGUGCUAACUACUGGGUGCAGAAGACAGACGAUGGCGAUGAGAGGUGGAUCAGUAUCGGGCCCAGAGGUCAGGUGGAUAUGAAGACAGGCGAUCGAUGUGUGAUCCACACUCCAGGAGGAGGAGGCUGGGGUAUUCCGGAUGAGCAAAGUCUCCAGGAUGAUGGAUUCAACGGCACCGAUAGUCCUUGGGCAGGUCAGACUGUGCAUCCUAGAGCCACAGGCAGUCUUCAUGCUUUUGCUACCGCACAGGAGGCUUCAUCUUGA
Molecule: messenger RNA, 4011 nt
Organism: Colletotrichum godetiae
Lineage: Eukaryota; Fungi; Ascomycota; Sordariomycetes; Glomerellales; Glomerellaceae
Product: Hydantoinase B/oxoprolinase-domain-containing protein
Exons: 9
Coding region: 1-4011 (1336 amino acids)
Biological process (GO): glutathione metabolic process
Cellular component (GO): cytosol
Molecular function (GO): 5-oxoprolinase (ATP-hydrolyzing) activity
Source: RefSeq, a predicted model, not a curated record